Messenger RNA from Acyrthosiphon pisum (pea aphid), 2693 nucleotides. RefSeq names its product protein SCAI. Gene Ontology annotation, biological process: DNA-templated transcription. The record is from RefSeq and is a predicted model, not a curated record. The coding region runs from base 47 to 481 and encodes 144 amino acids. Gene Ontology annotation, molecular function: transcription corepressor activity. NCBI's taxonomy places the organism in Eukaryota, Metazoa, Arthropoda, Insecta, Hemiptera, Aphididae. The transcript has 3 exons.
CAUACCUAAUACAUAUUUUAUACAAGUGUGUGGUUCUUAUUAGAUUAUGUGUUUUUUUUAUCCAACAGAACAACUACAGCACAACGGAAGUUUGUUCACGUUGUUCUUGCAUAGCCCUUUGACUGCAUUCUGUCUCAUAUGUAAUAUCCUAACGGUUAAAAUGCAUUUAUGGGAGAGGGCCAAUUCGUACGUAGAUAGGUUCAUCACGGAAGCUAGCCGUCUGUUUACCAGCAAAGUGAAACCAGACGUGUCUUACAUACAGUUCUUCGGUGACGACUUUUUACGGCUAUUAUUAUUGCGGUACGUCUUUUGCCACGUCGUACUUCGUCAUCAUCGAGCAUUCGUUGGAGAACAGUAUCUUCCGCGGUGUCAACCGCCAUUGCCUUUGGCCAGUUUUUUAGACGAGAUAUCUCUGAAGAAAUACGUAAGAGAGUUGGCCAAACACUUGGACGUUUUGUCACAUUUCGAAAACUUCGAAUGAUCCCCACGACCCACUAUUAUUAUUAUAUUGCUCGGCGGUCGUCAACUUCUUCCAGUAUAAAAAUAAUAAUAAUUAUUAUUAUUAUUAUUAUUGUUGUUAUUUUAUUAUAAUACGUCAUAGUAUGUAGUAUACCAUAUUAUUAUAUUAUAUUAUGUUUCUAUAAAUAUUGUACAAAGUCGUGAAAUCCGUGUGUGACCUAUAAUACCUGCAUAUUGUGUGAAAAUUGUUCGGAUAUAUGAUGUAAGUCAACGAUAUUUAAGUCUGUUUAAAAAUCUUGAUUUCGACCAAACGUACGUAAAAUGUGGUGAUUCGAUAUUCGUCUAAUUUAUAGAUGUGUAUCCCACAUAUAUUAAUUGUUUUGUUUCCAAUAACCGGAGUUCGAUAUUUGUUCUACAUAUUAGGUAUAUACGUUCAGUUAAAUAGUAGUAUCUAGAUUAAUUAAUAUAAUAUACAUGUAUGUAUAUUUAUAUAUUUAUACGAUAUAUGUUUAUGUAUAAAUAUAUGUAUAUAUAUAUUAUAUUAAAAAAUAAAAUACUAAUAAAAUAUCUAAGAUAUAAUAUAUAUAUUUAUACAAUAUAUGUUUAUAUGUAUACAGGGUGUUUCGCCAAGGAUAGCCCCACUGCUUUUUUCUUUAAUGAUGAACUUAUUCAAAAUCUGAAUUUUUUAAUUUUUGAAUAUGCUUAAAGACCAUAUUUUUUAAUACUUUAUAUUGUGUUUACGUCAUUUAAGGAGUGCAUGUGUCAGUGUCAUCAAAUUUCUGUUUUUCAAAUGAGAACCAUAGUUCUCAAAAGGUUAACCUUUAUUUACUUUAAAUUAUUCACCAGAUAAUUUUUUGAGAAUUUGUAUGUACAUUGUGAGUAUAGAUUCCGAACUAUUAAACAUUUAGUUUAUAGGUGCGAAGGAUAAUAGGUUUAUAGGUUUGGAAAAUAUGGGGCUAUGGUAAUUUUAAAAUUAUAGUAAUUAAUAUUAAUCUAACAACAUUUAAAUUUUUUUGAAACAGUCCGAGUAUAAUAAACAAUUGUUUCAAUAUGACAUCUAUUUUGUAUUUUUGUAAAACCAUUAAUAUUAGGGAAAUUCAUUUUAACAACUCAGAAACUACUCGUCUGAAUUUUGUUUUAGAUACCCACAUCAAAAUUAUCAAAAAAAAAAAAAAUGGUUUAUUCAAUAAUUUAAUGUAAAACGACGGUUCUCGUUGAAAAAAACAGAAGUUUUAAUUUCCACAGAACACUUCUUACCUAAGUGGUACAAAAAUCUGAAGUAGGUAUUCAAAGAAUAUAAUACGGUCUUUCAAAAAAUUUCAAAAAAUCAGAUGUAUUACUGCAUUAUGUAUUAUUUAAAAAAGAAAAGGGGGCGGACAUGCUUGGUGAAUCACACUGUAUAUUAUAUUAUGUUACAUAAAUAAUAUAUGAUUAUUAUUUUCUUUGUUUAGGCCCUAAUGGCUUAUUUAUUUGUUCAUAUAAUCUGUUAAAAACUAUUUAACUCCAUCGUAAUAUAUUUGAAACUUAAUAAUGUGUUAUGGUUUAAUCAAAAUACGUUCGAUCGAAAGUACAAUAAACGUAUAUAAGCGCUAAGGAAGCCUAUAAUGUUUAUAUACGUCAAUAAAAGUACCAAACUACAAUGUUAUAUUAUUAUAUAAGUUAUGUGUACCAAUUAAAUUUGAAAAAAACCUGUAACACUUUUCUUUUUUUUAAAUUCUAAUUUCUAAUAAUAAAUAGUUUAAUUUUUUUCUAAAUUAAUAAAUCAAUUUCCAAAUCUUCCAUUUUGUACUACGAAAAAUCUCUUAAAAUUGCAUUAUAUACAAAUUGUUAGCGAAAUAAAGUACAGUAUUUUUUAUAAAAUUCAUUAAUCUAUUUAUAUUAUAAAACUACUUGGUUAAAAAAAAAAAAAAAAAAACAUUGCUGCUUAAUAAAACCAAGUACCCUAAAUUAGUUUUACUAUAUAAGUGUUUUAUCGUCAUUAUUAUUAUAAAUUACUAUUGUUUCUGAAUACUGUUUCUUGUAAUCCCUGUAUAAUUUUGUUGUACCUACCUAUACUUCAUGGAGAAUAGUACGAUUUACGCGUACCGUGCAAGUACUGCUGAUGUACAUGUGUGGGUAAUGAGUUAGACGUACUACUCGCAUAUAUAUUAUAAUAAUAUAUAUAAUUUAAUGUUUUAAGCGAUAUAUGCAAUUGUUUACUAUAUAUACUCAAUAAAUCGGCCGAAAACUGUUUA